This is a messenger RNA of Ochotona princeps (American pika), 1311 nucleotides long. RefSeq names its product zinc finger CCHC-type containing 10 (gene ZCCHC10). Gene Ontology annotation, molecular function: zinc ion binding; nucleic acid binding. The record is from RefSeq and is a predicted model, not a curated record. The transcript has 4 exons. The coding region runs from base 95 to 601 and encodes 168 amino acids. NCBI's taxonomy places the organism in Eukaryota, Metazoa, Chordata, Mammalia, Lagomorpha, Ochotonidae.
GCCCCGCCCACCGCCACCACCGCCCCUGCUCCAAGUCCCGCCCCCUUCAAAGAGUUUCCCAAAAGCCAGCGCGGCAGGCCUCGGUCGCACUAAGAUGGCGACUCCCAUGCAUCGCCUCAUAGCCCGGAGACAAGCUGAAGCAAAUAAGCAACAUGUCAGAUGUCAAAAAUGCUUGGAAUUUGGACAUUGGACAUACGAAUGCACAGGAAAAAGAAAAUACCUACACAGGCCUUCAAGAACAGCAGAACUAAAGAAAGCUUUAAAAGAAAAGGAAAACAGAUUAUUGCUCCAACAAAGCAUCGGAGAAGCCAAUGUGGAAAGGAAGACCAAGAAAAAAAGGGCUAAGAGUGUAACCAGCUCCAGUAGCGACAGCAGUGACAGCUCAGCCAGCGAUUCCUCUUCCGACAGUGACGCGUCUACCUCGUCCUCCUCCGAGGCCAGCGACAGUGACGAGAGCUCCUCCAGCUCCUCCUCCUCAGGCUCCUCCACAAGCUCCUCCUCGUCGUCCUCCUCCUCCGACUCCAGCUCUUCCAGCAGCAGCAGCACCAGCACAGAGAGCAGCUCCGAGGACGAGCCUCCAAAGAAGAGGAAGAAGAAGUAGACUGACACCUUGGGGACCGGCUGCCUCCGCAGGGCGAGGCCAGACCAGUUUACAGUCAGAGUGCAGAGUUCACAAGUUUCUAAAUGUUUUACAUUACAAGAGCCUAAAGAGUGUUCCUAAUGGAUUAUAUAUAUAUAAAGACUUUAUGUUAAGGGUGAAUCUUUUUUUUUUUACCUUUAGAAUAUCAAAGCUCAAAUUCAGUAGAUCUGCUUUUAUGAUAAGAUCUAUUUUUUCCUCCCUGUGAAAUAAAUGCUAUUCUUUGUUAUAUGUUCAUGUAUAUAUCAACGUGUUGUCAGGAGAAUACACCAGAAUAUCAUGAAUUUCUAUUGGUUUAGGCUGUGUGUUAUCAUGUAAGUCUUAAUUUCAUUGUUACAGCAAGUUUAAAGCUUUUCCUACUCUUAAUAAAUGUGAUCUAUUUUUAUGUUUAUGUUCAAAAAGUUCUAGCUUUUUAUCACAAGUGGUAAGUUGAAGAAGCCUAUUACUGUAUUUAGGCUCUUUGGAUGUUGUUGAAUUUGAAGUUGGGUUUUACUGUUUGUUCUCAUUCCUUAAGUUCAUAAAAUUACCGUGGCCAAGGAAAAUCAUUAUGGCAGAACUAAAAAGGGAUAAAAAAUCUGAAAUGAUUUAGGGGUCUGAUCUUGAUGCCUUUUUAAAAAUAUGAGUGCAUUGGAAAAGAAAGCAACCAGGUCAAGGCUUAACUCCAGGACAAGUCC